Nezara viridula (southern green stink bug) is the source of this 3119-nucleotide messenger RNA. Lineage: Eukaryota; Metazoa; Arthropoda; Insecta; Hemiptera; Pentatomidae. The record is from the annotation of a GenBank genome assembly.
CAAAUACAUAUGUUAUUUACAUUUUUUUUCUUACUGUAUAAAAUCAUGAAUUUAGAUUGCAACUUUAGCAAUGAAACAAAAGAGUUUUGAGACACAAAUAAUGAAACGAAUUUUCAAAGGAUAUUUUAAAACAGUUUAUUGCACAUUUCAGGCACAUCACUUUAUGAAAGAAAAGUAUACAAAAAUUGUUAAAGUUUAUCUAAUUUUACAGACUAACAUGAGUACCAUGGAUUAGUUUCUCCUUGGAGUUGGUGGGAAUAUUUGUCUAACUUGAGUCUAAAGUACAAAUUUAAUAAUUAUAAUUUUUUCCAUAAGGUAUUUUACAUAUAUGUAUAAUUCAAAUUGUCUAUAUAAAUUUUUGUUGCAUUUGGGUAUCAAAUCAAAGCCAUUUUUUAUGAACUGUUUAGUAAAACUAAAAUAACUUCAUUUUUGAAAAAAAAUUUGUGGGUAUCAUGUGUAAAAUGUAUGAUAUAUGUAAAUGAGCCCUGAGGAGGGGCUCUGCAGUUAUAUAUAUAAGAGUGGCAUAGUGGAGCUCAGAACCAGUUUUUCCUUGGAGCCGGUGGGAAUAUUAGUCUGACUUGAAUCAAAAGUACAUGUUUCAUUUAUUAACAAUAAUUAAUUUUUUUAAUUAAAAAAUAUUUUACAAUGCUACAUAUAUCUUACAAACCAAUAUGCAUGUGCUUGCUGUGUUUUUUUACUUGUGUUAAACUUGAAUCUAGUAGUGAGCCAAAUAGACUUGACAGAUACAUGACUUAUGAGGAGAUAAAUAAAUAUCUAGACAACAUACUAGCCAACAACAAUGAUACUACCAACGAAUUAAUAAUUGGAAAAAGCUAUGAGAACAGAGACAUAAGAGGUAUAAAAAUCAGUACCAAUAGUAAUAUUACGGAAGCAGAUGUAACAAUUUUAUUGGAUGGAGGUAUACAUGCUCGAGAAUGGGUGAGCACUGUUGCAGUUCUAUACACAAUCAGUCAAUUAUUGGAAAAUUCAUCAAAUUCUGAUCUCAUAGCAAAUGUACACUGGUAUAUUUUUCCAAUGCUCAACCCCGAUGGAUAUAUUUUCACUAUGGAUCCCAAUGGGGCUAUAAUUUAUCCAUGGGGAUUUACAGAUCAGCUUCCCGCUGAUUGGGAAGAAUUAGAUAAAUGUGCUAAAUUAGCAGCAGAGGCUAUGUCAAAAGUGAAUGGUAGCAUUUACACAGUCGGUCCUACAACAACUACUGUUGGUCCUGGAGCAGGAGGCAGUGAUGAUUGGGCAAAAGGAGUCGCGAGAAUAAAAUAUGUGUAUACUCUGGAACUUCCUGGCCUGAAUCAUCCACAAGGAGGUUUUGCUCCGUUGGAGUCUUCCCUUGCACCUAUGAUACAGGAAACAUUUGAGGGCAUUAAGGCUUUUGUGAACUAUUUGAAGUACAAUAACAAUCCAUAACUAUUUUGGAAGAUAGUGGAAUAAGCCAGCAAAAACAUGUGCAAUAUUUAUUUAAUUUGUAAAUAAUUAUUUUAAGAAGUCUAUAUGUUUCUGUUCAGUUCGAUAAGUACAAAGUAGGUUAAGUUCUCUACUAAUAUAUGAGUAUUUCAUUUAUAAGUGGGUAUCAUUUCAUGAUCCUUUUAAGAAAUAAAUUCAACUCCAAAUCACAUUUUUUUAGAUAUGAUGAUUAAAAUGAUUAUUUAGGUAUGAAGUGAAAAAAAUUUGUUUUAAAAAUAAAAAAAUGAAAGAAAGAAUUAACUAUUUGCCUUUGUUCCAAAUAAAAUCACGUAUGUUUUCAAUAAUAUUAUUUUAAUUGUUCACAAACAAUAUGAUAUUUAAAUAUCUCUCAAGUCAAUUGUCUGAAAUUAUAAAGGCAUUGUCAUUAUUACUUACUAUUGUUAUAAUAUAUUAAUAAGACUGAUUAUAGGUGCAUCCACUAAUUUGAUUAUACCUAUGCUUUUUAUAACUCAUGGUCAUUAUUAAAUGUAUUAGAUGUUUAAUACUAAUCCAUUUUUUUUAUCAUUAUUUCUUUUAUAUUCAUGAAAUUUACAACUGAAUUAAAUUAAAAUACAAAUGGUGGAUGUGAAAAGAUAAAUAUAAUGACAUGAAAAGACUUAUAGAGAUAUUACCCAUUGGCAGCAAACUAAUAAAAUUUCUACAGUAGGAGGUAUAAAGAAAGCCAUCUUCUCUACGGAGGACUGAGAGAGUUAUCAGGAAUUGAAGAAGAAGCAAGAUUAGAAAAGAGAAGGUUUGGAUGGUUCUGGAGUUUAUUAUAGAGUUACCUGUUUUGAACCUAGUGGACAACAUAUGGAAGAUUAAGGUCAUUAUGGAUGGUUUUAUUUGUGACAAUGCAAGGAGCAUUGAGGAUUUCAUGAAGGAUUGAAUAAGAGAGGAAUUAAAUAGUUUCGUGCAGGCGCCUCCAAUCUCAAAAGCCUGUCGACUAGAUCCAAUCUAUAAUGCUCGCAAGCACUUCCAAUCCUGAACGUGAAAGUUUCUUUGGCUAUAUAGUAAAAUAUUGAAAAAACUACUAAAGAUACACGAACUUUAGCAAAUUACUUAUACUAGAGGUUACUACAACAGUUAUAGCAUGGAUUUUUCUCUUAGUUUAGUCACAUCUUCUCGCAAGAGAAGGUUGAGAGGUACCGCCCCAGCUAGAAUCUGCACUGUUUCAUGUGAGAUAAAACUGAAUAUAGACUUUCAGGGUCAAUUAAACAAUUUUUUUGUCUGCAGUUAUUUUAUGGAUCUAUUUUUUAUAAAUACUUAACUUUGAAGAACCUCUUAGAUUGUGAGAACAAAAUUCUUGUUCAAACUCUGGUUGUUAUUAGGAAAUCCAAAUAUUGCAGAAUUUUUUUUUUAAGGCUAAUCAGUGAAACAAACCAUUUCAUCAAAUUAUUUGCAUACUAAACUGCUAGAUAUUUAAUAUAAUUUUAGUGGUAAAAAAUACUCUUGACUGUAAAAGGCUUAUUGAUUUAAAAAAUAUGUUAUUGCUUAAUUUAUUAAUUAUUUUAAAUAAAAUAUAAAAAUGAAUCUAUAUUCUUCUAACCCUAUUUAAGCUCAAGACUUUCUAACAUUUUAUACGUAACAAUGAUUCAUACAUUAAGCUCUUAUGCAUUAUGUUUUGAUACAAUAAAAUAUUUAUGUUUAAAUGAAUAUUUGUG